UUAGGACUACUUUUUUUAGUAUUUGACGACGCAACUUAAUUAUCAAACACAAUUGUAUUGUUCCCAAAUCAUCGCUACGUUUCGGGUAUCAAAAUGCCAUUCUCUCAGUUUGCGUUGAUAUCGUGGAUUCUGAUUAACGUGAGUUCCGCACAUUCGCCCCUGGCUGACCCCAAAUUGGAGAGCUGUCCUAGUAUUUGCCUCAACGAGUCCAGUCACCAGGAAAUUGGCAAUCUGAAACAACUGCUUAAUCAGGAAUCCCUAAUUAGACUAUCACUAAUGAAGCAGGUAUACUCUUUGGUCGGUGAUAUGAUUGCUAUUAAACAAAGAAUAGCCGGUGUUUUCGUGGAGGGACGGCAAUUUGAAGACAAGCUAGAGGCGAUGGAAAAGACGAUUGAGAGUCUUGGAAAUGAAAAUCAAAAACUUCGCACAGAACUGGAGCAGAAAAAUAUCAUCGGUGUCAACGCAACGGAUUUUAUGACUGAGACAAGGGAUUUACUCCAUGCAAACAAUUCAAACGCUGAAGAACAGGGGAUUGUUUUCAAUGCGUUUCUUAGCAAAACGUUACACUUCGAAAGAAACACACCUAUAAAUGUCACAUAUGACGUCACGACAUAUAACACUAACAACGUAUAUAGUCCUCGGACUGGCGUGUUUACAGCGCCCUCUGACGGGGUUUAUGUGUUCUCGUGGGCAAGCGUGGUGAUACCAGGGAAAAUUUUCAACGCAGAGCUUCUCGUUAACAACGAAAGAAAAGGAAAAGGGAAUUGCGACAAUGAAGCUGGCUCAAGUUAUGAAAACUGCUCCAAUACAGUACCGGUAAUUUUGAAAAACGGAGACAGAGUGAAUAUUCGUACAACCACUGCAAACAAUCUUAUUGGAAAUGAAUGGUCAAGUUUCAAAGGCUGGAAAAUAAGAUGAAAUACCUGAAAUAAAAAUGAGGAACCAAA
Molecule: messenger RNA, 947 nt
Organism: Ostrea edulis (European flat oyster)
Lineage: Eukaryota; Metazoa; Mollusca; Bivalvia; Ostreida; Ostreidae
Exons: 2
Coding region: 94-918 (274 amino acids)
Molecular function (GO): protein binding
Source: RefSeq, a predicted model, not a curated record